AUGAGCAAUUGGAGAGUAAGUGACUAUCUGCAACAAGUUUUAGGAGCAGGGGGGACCAACCGAGGUAGCAUCCCGCACACCCAAGAGGGUGGAGGAGCUUCAAGGCUAAGGAGUCAAACAAAUAGUUCCCCAACAAUACUGACAAGAUGGCAAGGGAUUAACGAGGCAUUCGAAGGUCAGGAGGCCAAGGUGGAGAGUGUUUGGAAGUAUUCCAGCGGCGUCUGUAUGGGGUUGGAUGUAUGGGGUUGGAAUUUAACGAGAACAGAAGAAGGGAUCAUAACGUAUGAGUCUGGAAACUGUACCCCAGGAGCGACAGGCUAUGGUCGUGGAACGGGAGGGAGGACACAAGCAUGUCAGGGAUCGGCCGGAGAUCUACAAUGGAGCCACUUCAAAGGUCAAAGAGAAUAUAAGGAUAAUAAUAGAUAUCAAAGGGAGUUCUUUGCUUGUAGGGAAUUGGUAACAAUUCUAUUAGGCGUCUUUGGCAUGACUAAUACGGGGGCUAGGGAUGCAAGCCAGGUGGCCAAGGGGAAUCCAUGUGGGAAGUUUUAUGACAUAGUGAAGAAAUGGGGAGGAGUCCAGAUAGCUAAUCAAAUAAUGGACGAUUGGUUUCUAGAUCAGGGGAACUCCCCCCCUAGAUCAAGGCUCUUUGGCUUAAAAGUGGGGGAUUUAUAUGAGAGAAUAAGUGAGUUUCUGUAUGGAGAUGACAAAGGAGAUAAGGCUCUAUACUGUACGUAUAAUUUUGAUGAGGGAAGUGGACAAUCACUCGGGCACAGGAAAUAUACUACGGGGGAGAAUACAGGGAGCAGCCUGGGCCAAUGUAACAGCACAAUUGAGGAGUGUUUGGGCCAUUUAGAUAGGAGCUGGAACACUGAACAAGACACCCCUGGUGAAGUUCCACAAACCACUGCCCAAGUCGGGAGCCAGGUAAAUGGAGAGAAAACCCCCACUUCCGCGAAACCAGUCAAAGAUGGCAGCGGAAUGGACGGACAGGUUAUCGAACAGACAAGACCAGAACUGGAUCGGCCCGAGGGGGGGGGAUCCGAUUUGGAUUUGGAAGGGAAUGCGUAUGGGAGUUUCUCACCCGGAGCGAUAGUAGGAGGGUUAUCUAGUUCCUUAUUAUUCGCAUUGGGUUUGUAUGGAUAUUACCGUAUUUUCUUAAGAGGAAGAUUUGCCAGUAAGGGACGCGAAGGCACCCGAAGCACGUGGCGGAUUCUAAGGUAG
Plasmodium inui San Antonio 1 is the source of this 1221-nucleotide messenger RNA. RefSeq lists its product as hypothetical. The coding region runs from base 1 to 1221 and encodes 406 amino acids. The record is from RefSeq and is a predicted model, not a curated record. The transcript has a single exon. Lineage: Eukaryota; Apicomplexa; Aconoidasida; Haemosporida; Plasmodiidae.